GCAAUUUAUAUCAACCAUCUGAGAUAAACAAAACAACUAAAAACGGGAACACGCUACACUUCCUGUCGGCUCUUAAUAUAAGAUCGUGUGUGACCUCAAUUUCCCUGAAUGCUUUCAGGCAUGGGGAAGCGCCGGAAGUGGACAAAGUGUUUACUGGUCAUCCGCUUACGGGUUUGAAAAAAAUACCUACAUCCGUUACUUGUGGACGAAGCGUAAAUAAAAGUCAUUAUUACGAUGGGUGAUCUGAAGGUGAUCAGUGACAAUGCGAUGGAGGGUGUUAUCCGUCAGGGUGAUGUUGCCCAAAUCGAGGCGUGGAUCCGUGACGGCCUUGACCUGGCCACGUGGAGAGACACUAAUGGUUAUAACAUAUACCACUACUGUGUCAGUUUUGACGCCAGUUAUGGUGCCUUAUGCGUGGCAGAAGCUGUACCUCGUCUCUGUCAAACACACGCUUUCCUUCUGUCACAGGUUAAUAAAUACGUACCAAGUCGUACCCCUCUCAUGCAGGCUUGUCACUUCAGCGUAUUUGAUGAUGCGUAUAUUCUUGCCGUGUUGGAGCUUUUCAUCCGUCAUAGGCAGGACAUUGAUUAUGAAAGACUUCUGUUGAAAUCACGUCGUAACCCAAGGAUGUACAAUUACCUGACAUGGAGACAGAAAAAUCCAACAGGUCUUCCGAAAGAGUUAGCCAAAUCGCCAAAUCAAAAUAUACUUCGUUUCCUUGAAACUAUCGAAGAAAUGGACAAUUCAACAGCGAGGCAGUACAUGGCAUCAAUUCAAGAACAGGCUGAAAAGUCCCGUAAUAUCCGGAUAGUCAUUCUAGGUUAUCAAGGCGUAGGAAAGACUACCCUCAUUUUACGUCUAACCGGACAGAGCUUAUCAUUAUUGAAACCAACAGAUCAGGUUGACAUUCACCAAAAUAUUGUUAUUGGCGACCGAGAAACAGAAAAAUGUUGGCUAAUCCCGCAGGAAUUAGAACACGACGUGGCACGGUCUAGAUUACGUGACGUCCUUAUCGACUCCAUGUCGUCACAUCAAAGAAGGGCAAGAACAGGUCAUAUAAAGGAAAGGGUGGACGAGAAAUUAACAACGAAACCAGCGUCCGAAAGAACACUACAAAAAGAACCUGACGCGGUAUUAAAGUCUGAAGCUGGAGCUGCCAUGUCAGCAACCACCAUCACUCCUCUAGGAUCAGCAAAAUCUAAAGCAUAUGUCAGCAUAUUUGAUUUUGGUGGAGAGAUUAUGUUUAGCAACUUUCAGCAUAUUUUUCUGAACACCAACAACGUUAUUCUGUUGUGCUUCAGCUUACACAACGUAUUUGAGGAGGACAAAAUACUUGAUCGGAUAUACUUUUGGUUGAACUUCCUCUCAACAUUUGCUGACAAAGACAAAAACUAUUGUCCUCCUGUUAUACUGGUUGGAACACACUUGGACAAGGUCCCAGAGAAUAAGCAAAGUGACAUCAAAGACAGAGUCAAAGCUCAUCUACUAAAGGAAACAAAACAUGCUACAGCGUUUCAUAGACAUGUCAUUGCUUUUGAGGUCGUGGCUAAUGGUGAAGAUGAGAUCAAAGACGCCAUUCGAAAAUUUGCUGAAACUCCAUUCGACAAUCGCAAGCCAAUUAAAAACAAUCAUCAGCAUUCCGUCAUAUGGAAGCAAAUAUUUGCAGCAGCAGAGUACCAGUCACAAUGGAAUCAACUUCUUCCUGCUAAAUGGUUACUUCUGGAACGUGAACUGAUGAUCCUGAAAGGUCAAGGCAAAAAGGUGAUGACCUUGGAGGAGAUCAAGGACAAAGCUAAACAGCUAUCGAUCCCACUUGAAGAUGACGAUGUCAUUGCCAUGCUACGUUACCUUCAUGGAACAAGAAGCAUUCUUUGUUUCCAACUGGACCAUCCAGAUGACAAGGUCGUUUUGGACAUCAAAUUCGUCAUCGAAGCAUUUCGACUUAUUGUAACCGACAUCAAAUUCCACGAAGAAAAACCAAAUGUCGACCCCUCACUUCAACAGGAAUAUGGGAAGCCAAGACUGACUAUGGAUUUCAUCCGUGCCAUUUGGAAACCUGGAAGCGAGUUUCAUCUCUUUAUGGACACACUCCUGUUUUACCUGGAGCGUUUGGAACUCAUCGUUAAGCCCCUACCGAAGGAAGGGGAGACAAAUGUUGACUACUUCCUCGUGCCCUACCUAUUGGACGAAGCCGAUCCAAGUCAUAUCAGAAGAAUGUUGCUGGAUGUGGGGGCGGUAAAAAGUGCAACGCUUUGCUUCGACUUCCUGGAGCGGUUUAUCCCUCCGGCUGUUUACAACAAGAUUCUGGCGUCGUGUAUUCAUAAAUUUGCACUCUUUGCAAAGGACGACGGUGAACAAGAGAUGUAUUUACAACAAGGACUGGCAUGCUUCGUCCUCAGUCCGCGUUGGAAGAUGAUUCUUCACUGUAAGGAUUCAAGAAUGAAAAUCACUCUUUUCUCCAACACAACCACAGAAAUAAAGGCAGGAGACGGGUACAGUGUCCGAUGCAUCAUGGAGGCCAUCAUUAAGGAAACGCUUGAAAGGUACAAACAAAGGCAUAUGAAGUUUCAGUACUUCAUCAGCGCAGACUUCGAGGUCACAAGGAACGAGGAAACGGUAUUGGUAGAACUUCUGGCCCGAACAUCUUCACCUGUUGAUGCAGAAGUCGCAGUGUGGUGUCCUGAACAAAACCAGACUCAACAUCCAGUAUAUUUUUACGGAGACAUCUUAGACACAUGCCUCACUACCAAACAGAUGAGUCAUGUUGCCAAGUUUAUUGGUCUCAACUAUUCAUUGCUGUUCGUCGAGCUGGGAAUGCUCACAAGUGAGAUUGACCAAAUAUAUUGGUCGUUCAGAGAGUGUCUCAGAACCUUGGUAACGUAUCUUCUUGUGAAGUGGAGCAACAAAUUAGGUAAAAUGGCAGAAAAAGAGCUCCUCUUAAAAGCUAUGAAAUCACAGGGCUUCAAUACAGACGACAUCAUGGAGCAUCUACGUGAAAUGGGAACACCUGGCACGCAUCGGUCAACAAGCGCAGAGGAUGACAGAUGCCCAACGGAAUUAGAGAGACUUCUUAUUGCAAAGAAGAUAAAUCUGUCAUAUGUGAUAUUUUUCCUGGAACUUGACUUGGACAUCGAGACAAUAGAUCGGGCUAGGAUGGACCACGAGAGGUGUAUUGAGAGAUUCCUUGAACUGAUGAAAGAAUGGGUGCAAGAUGCUGGGCAAGAUGCAACUUUGGCAAAGGUUUACGAGGCAGCCAAGGAGUGCUCGAUGAAUUGGACAAAACUGCGAAUGGAAAUACAGAAACGGAGAAAAUGAAAAUGCGUCAGGAUCGUAGAGAAUCCACGUUACAGUGUAGAAAGGACGGAUUCGGGAUUCAUCAUCAACAAUCACGAUGGGCGUUCUGCUAUUCUAAGAAUACAUUAAACAAUGUAGAUCACCAUCUAUUUUAGUCUGUUACAAUAUGUGCCAUAUUACAACGCCGUGACAAUAUUUACAACAUAUUUUGAUUUCUGAAACUGUGGAUUUUAUGGUGCAUAUCUUAUGAAUACCUUAUGAAUUUUAGCCUACUAUAUCGAGUAGGAUUACAAAUGCACGAAUUGGACGUCGAUUGGUGCACUGGAUAGCGCACGUGCCUUUCACCAAUUGACCAACACUGCAGGGGCUGAAUUCUCCGAAUGGAAUUGUGAAGGAUUGCCAUGUGGGCUUUCACCAGAACAUCCAGUUGUAUACCCCUUUAAGACCUUAUGCGCGCUUUCAUCAUGGUCAUCAAUAUAGGCGGGUUAAUAAAGGCUGGAGAAAUUUAUUGAUAAUAGUUGUAUAAUAAAUAAGAUCAAUAUUUUUAAUGAACCGACCGAUUAUACAUUUUUGUAUAUUUCAUUAUUAAGAUUGUGAGGUCUAUCAUCAAGAGGAAUAUGAUGUUUUUAGUAUAACGUUGUUCCUGUUAUUAUCAAUUACCCUUUAUUGAAGCAUCUUGUUAAUAACUUUAGACUAUUUUUUUUGUAUUCAACAAACCGCUUAAGUCUAGUAUCAAAUUGUUAUUGAGUAAAUAUCGCAUGCAGGCAUGUGACGUCUCUUUACAUAUAAUUUGGACGUUUUAUUAUCGUUCCAAAAGGUCCAGGGGUAUAAUCUGUAUCAAGUAUGAUGUUGGAGGUGAAAUGCAUUUUAUAUUACUUUGUCCAGCUUUUUCUUAAAGUAUUGGUUGUGACCUGGCAGCCUGUACUAACGUUAAAUGUACAGAGGUACAAUAUAAUUUUCAUUUGUUGGCCCAAUAGCAUAACCAUCUAUGAAGGGUUUACUUUGAAACGCAUGAAUUCAAACGGAGACGGCAAUUGACCAACAAACUGUCGCUCGAAUUUGUAUGAUUAUGAGACAGUAUUUUGUUUACUACAUCAUUGUAAAAGAAAAAUAACUGUUCCCUUCUGGGUUUAUGCUCAAAACUCACCUUUUCCUUAGUUUUAUCUCACCCUACCUCCUCCAAACAUUUUUGAAGGAAACGUGUCAAUAGUGGGACAAUCGACCUCUUUGAAGUGUCGCAAAAGGGUGACCCGUGAUUUCAUUUCAUCAAAUUUUAUUGACAAGAUGUUG
Mizuhopecten yessoensis (Yesso scallop) is the source of this 4584-nucleotide messenger RNA. RefSeq lists its product as uncharacterized. Gene Ontology annotation, molecular function: protein binding. Gene Ontology annotation, biological process: signal transduction. The record is from RefSeq and is a predicted model, not a curated record. NCBI's taxonomy places the organism in Eukaryota, Metazoa, Mollusca, Bivalvia, Pectinida, Pectinidae. The coding region runs from base 235 to 3315 and encodes 1026 amino acids. The transcript is spliced from 13 exons.